AUGAUGAUCAGAGCUGGAGUUUCCAUGGUACUUGCGGAAGGAAUCAGUCAAUCGAAAUGGCAAUGGUUCCGCAAAUCACGCAAGCUGGAAGACAUGGCAAGGUUUGAUUCCGCAAGUCGUGGUGCAUGGGGCUCUGUCCUAUUUAUCUUCGGUCUUCGUGUCAAGAAGCCAUACUUCAUCGCUGCAAUGGGCGCCUUCGUCACCGUCAUGUCCGCGUUCACAGGGUUCGCCGCUCAGCAACUCAUUGUCUUCAAUGACUGUCUCCGUCCUGAUGAAAGUGCCGCAGUGGGAAUACUCAGAUCAAAUGCUUUCAACAAAAGUGGGGAAAGGAAAUCUCCAACGACGGCGGACGAGUACCUUCCUUUGACGGUGGCUAUGGAUGUCGGAAUCUUGCAACCGCUCGAGGACACAACUACACUUCUUUCUUACGGAUGCAAGACCGGCAAUUGCACAUUCCCGGAUGCGAAUGGAGCGGCCUUCUCAACCCUGGGUGUGGGCUUCUGGUGUCAAAAUUCCACUUCACAAGUGGUAGAAACACCGCUCGAUUAUGACAGUGAAGUCGAUGAUUAUCUCCCAUCCACCUACUUAAAUGGAGCGACAACCGGAUCCAAGACUCCUCCCGAGACGACUGCCAACUCCAACAGCACCAACACGACGGUUCCGCUCGGAUACGACUUCGGACUCACCCUGAAGAAUGGUACCAAGGCGAGGAACAUUGGACUCUCUCUGAGCAUUUCCGACACCCUUUUUGAUCCUAUCGUAAGGUUUCCACUCGCAGGCUGGCCGGGAAAGCUCGUGACCGACGUCUCGGAACCAAAGUACAACGGUACCAUAGCUACGAUCGGCAUGAUAUACCUUCCGUAUGAUUCGAUAGAGUAUCAAGCAAUGACCUGCGGCAUAUACCCUACCGUCAACACCAUUAAAGCAACCUACCACAACGGCGUCCUCAAAGAAGAGAUAGUGAAAAGCGUAAGAAUCGGCGAGGACUUAGCCUUUGGUGGCACCACUUCCUUCCGUCUAGCUACCAAGCAAACCAUCCGCAACGGCACAGAAACCAUGUGCGACGUGAAGACUUCAGAAACACCUGGCUACCUAGCUGUCGCCAGAGGCAACAUCGACGCUGCUCCCAUCAACACAACUAGCCUGGACUCAGAAGGCCCAGGUGCAGAGCUUGUGUGGUACCCCGAAGACUGCGUCUGGUCCCUGUUCACCGGGUCCAUGACGGGUAUACAGACUCAUCUCCAAGCUGUUUAUGGCCAACAAUUUCUCAUGGAUAUUAUAUCUUCUCGCUAUGGCAACGCCUAUAUGCGUGUUUUGUGGGACAGCGGACAGUUGCCUGAUGCGCCGUUAGAGCAUGUCAGCAGCAUCAUGACAAAUUUGACUAAUGCGAUGAACACCGUUCUUCGUACCCACGGUAUGGAAGAACAUAGCAAACCCGCUAAAGGGACAAUGUGGUACACGACAACAUGUAUUGAGAUCGACUGGGCCUGGAUUGCGUUUCCGGCUGUGAUGAUCGCUUUGUCGGCCCUCUUCCUGCUACUAGUGCAUAUCGAGAGUAGGGGCGUCGAGAGUGGAAGGCUGUGGAAGAGUUCAAUCCUGGCAAUGUUGUUUUGCGAGAUGGACGAGGUGGUUACGGAACAAGCUCAGCCAAUGGGCAGACAGCGACUGGAAGAGGUGGCUGCAAGUAGCAGUGUGAGUUUGGGUAAAGAUAAUGGCGGCUUGAGGCUGGUGGCUAGACAAGCUUGA
Molecule: messenger RNA, 1746 nt
Organism: Alternaria incomplexa
Lineage: Eukaryota; Fungi; Ascomycota; Dothideomycetes; Pleosporales; Pleosporaceae
Exons: 2
Coding region: 1-1746 (581 amino acids)
Source: RefSeq, a predicted model, not a curated record